CAUCAACCCAUUUCUCAUUCUCUUCAUCACAAUCUUUUCUACAACAACACAGCAACCACAACCACCACCACCACCACUUUCUCUAACUUCUUUUUUCUACGUUUUUACAGCAACAAAAAUGAGAACAGCAAUAUUAUUAGAAGCAGCGAUGACACCAUUACAACAACAACACUCAGCAUUACAAAUACAUUCACCAUGGCAUUCUCCAGUUCCAUAUCUAUUUGGUGGUUUAGCAGCUAUGUUAGGUUUAAUAGCUUUUGCUCUUUUAAUUCUUGCUUGUUCAUACUGGAAACUAUCAGGUAAUUUAGAUAACAGAGAAGAUCAGAAUGGUGAUCAGGAAAGAGAUUUAGAAAAUGGUGACGAGAAAUCUAGUAACCAAGCUAUGAAGAUUCCAGUAGUUUAUGAAGAAAAAAUUGUUGUUAUUAUGGCUGGUGAUGAGAAGCCUAGAUAUUUAGCUACUCCUAUAUCUAGUAAAACUUCUUCUUUUGCUGGUCAGAACGAUAACAGCAAAAAUAUCAAGACAAAUGAAAGCAAAGAAGAGGAUGGCGAUGAGAAAUCGCAAGUUAAAGUUGAUGAAGAAUCAAAAGAAGAAAGUAGUACUCAUCAUCAAAACAAUGAAGAGAACUCUGAAAGUUAAUAAUCAAGCAGAGCAAAAUUAAGAAGAUUCUUUCUUCUUUAAUUUUUACUUUUUUCCUCUUCUUUGAUUUUGUUCAAAGACCAAAUUGAAAAUUUUGGGUUUGAUGAUGGUUAAUUUGGUUUGAAUGAGGUGAUUAGAAUUAGGUUAAGGGUCUUCCUCUAUGUAGAAGAAAUUAGAAAAAAUUAUUGAAGAAAUGUAUAAAAGUUUUAGUUCCAAUCUCAUGAUAUUUUCUUCUGUGUUCUCCAA
Messenger RNA from Papaver somniferum (opium poppy), 883 nucleotides. RefSeq names its product protein GLUTAMINE DUMPER 3-like. Gene Ontology annotation, biological process: regulation of amino acid export. Bases 119 to 637 code for a protein of 172 amino acids. NCBI's taxonomy places the organism in Eukaryota, Viridiplantae, Streptophyta, Magnoliopsida, Ranunculales, Papaveraceae. The transcript has a single exon. The record is from RefSeq and is a predicted model, not a curated record.